AAAAAGGUUCCAUGGAAUAACCUGGUAAAGACAUGAGAAGAGCUGACGUGAAUGAAAAGGUUUCCUUACUAGCCAUGUGGAAACAAGAGUAUCAAGGGGACAGACUAUGCUCUGUUAAACGUUUGAUGAAAGAAGCAGCAGAACUGAAAGAUCCAACAGAUCAUUAUCAUGCUCAGCCUUUAGAGGAUAACCUUUUUGAAUGGCACUUCACAGUUAGAGGGCCCCCAGAUUCUGACUUUGAUGGAGGAGUUUACCAUGGAAGAAUAGUACUGCCACCAGAGUAUCCCAUGAAACCACCAAGUAUUAUUCUCUUAACGGCUAACGGACGAUUUGAAGUGGGCAAGAAAAUCUGUUUAAGCAUCUCAGGACAUCAUCCUGAGACUUGGCAGCCUUCAUGGAGUAUAAGGACAGCAUUACUAGCCAUCAUUGGGUUUAUGCCAACAAAAGGCGAGGGAGCCAUAGGUUCUCUAGAUUACACACCUGAGGAAAGAAGAGCACUUGCAAAAAAGUCACAAGAUUUCUGUUGUGAAGGAUGUGGGUCUACCAUGAAGGAUGUCCUGUUACCUUUAAAAUCUGGAAGUGACUCAAGCCAGGCUGACCAAGAGGCCAAGGAACUGGCCAGACAAAUUAGUUUUAAGGCAGAAGUCAAUUCAUCUGGAAAGACUGUCACUGAGGCAGACUUAAACCACUCUUUUUCACUAAAUGAUUUACAAGGUGAUAUACCUGCAACAUUCCAAGGUGCCACAGCUAGUACAUCGUAUGGAGCCCAGAAUCCCUCAGCACCAUCCUUUCAACAGCCAACCCAACCUGUAGCUAAGAGUACCUCCAUGAGCCCUCGACAGCGCCGAGCCCAGCAGCAGAGUCAAAGAAGGUCGUCUACUUCACCAGAUGUAAUACAGGGCCCACAGCCAAGAGACAACCACACUGAUCACGGCGGAUCAGCUGUACUGAUUGUCAUCCUGACUUUAGCAUUGGCAGCUCUUAUAUUCCGACGAAUAUAUCUGGCCAAUGAGUACAUAUUUGACUUUGAGUUAUAAUAUUGUUUCAUGACUUAAGAGCUGUGACUCAACUGCUUCAUUAAACAUUCUGCAUUGGGUAUAAGGAUUGUUUACAAAAAAGAUCAUUUUAUAUUUACCUUUCAUUCCUUUUUUGAUCCUUAUAAAUUCAAUAUAACUGUGCUAGACAUUGAGACUAUGUCCAGCAGUGGGUCCUGCUUAGUGUAAGGGAUUAGAACGCAGAAGAUCCUUGUUUCACUGUUGAUAUGUUUCAAAAGGACAUAACUUGUUGUUUCUCACACCUCAGCUUUUUUUAUGUAAAUUUAUGACACUUUUCUGUGCAGCCCUUUGAACUUUUGGAUAAAAGAUGGUAUUUUAAGUUCCAA
Molecule: messenger RNA, 1381 nt
Organism: Tupaia belangeri chinensis (Chinese tree shrew)
Lineage: Eukaryota; Metazoa; Chordata; Mammalia; Scandentia; Tupaiidae
Gene: UBE2J1
Product: ubiquitin conjugating enzyme E2 J1
Exons: 8
Coding region: 33-1037 (334 amino acids)
Source: RefSeq, a predicted model, not a curated record